Messenger RNA from Tachysurus vachellii, 842 nucleotides. RefSeq lists its product as uncharacterized. Lineage: Eukaryota; Metazoa; Chordata; Actinopteri; Siluriformes; Bagridae. The record is from RefSeq and is a predicted model, not a curated record. The transcript is spliced from 5 exons. The coding region runs from base 133 to 786 and encodes 217 amino acids.
GGUGACUUUAAUCUACUCAACCAUCCAGUUACUCCAAGUUAUAUUAGAAACUGCAUUGUGGAGCCGUGAUAUCUGGGACGCUGUACAGUAGAGUCCUGAGGAACAUGUACUUCCUGCACACCAUUGAGGAAGAUGAAGAACCUGAGGAAUCUGAUGGAGGAGGCCGGAUGGAGGCAGAUGAACCUUUGCUACAUGCUGAAGUUCUUAUUAAAUGGAUGUAGAAUUGAACGUCGCUGUGGUUCAUUAGGCAUUAGAACGUCGAGACAUGAAACUGACUCGGAGGCGUACAAAGCCGACAUGGCUUACUCUGAGAAAGUUACAAUCUCGAAGAGACUGAGAAGACCAAGUAAUGAACUGAAUAAGAGACUGAGCCCAUCAACAGCAAGAAACUCAAGGAGAAGUAGCUCUUCACCACAGACAAGGUCUAAGAGAGGAAGCUCUUCAGCAUUCGGAAGCCCUAACAGAAGGAAAACUUCAACACCACAGAGCUCUAAAGGAACGAGUUCAUCAGUACCAGGAAGUUCUCAGAGAAGGACCUCCUCAGCACCACAUGACGUUUUGAGAGAUACUUCUGCAGGACCCAGAAGAGUGGGGAAUAGAGAUGGACAAACGAUAACUUCGGCGAAGAGGACCGGUGAAAAAGAGCCAUCUACAUCAUCGAGACAGAGACGCAGACAACGUACACACCCGACUCCUGAGCAUGACAACCUUCCUGCUCCUCAGUGGGUCAUCGAUCUGAUGCUUGAUAUUGAAGAAGCCACCAAGCACAAGCUGACCGUGGAGUAAAAAAUAAAAAAUAUUCUCACAGUAUUACAGGCUGCAGGUGAAGUAAGGAGUGAGGA